Ophidiomyces ophidiicola is the source of this 1362-nucleotide messenger RNA. RefSeq lists its product as uncharacterized. Gene Ontology annotation, molecular function: ubiquitin protein ligase activity; cyclin binding; ubiquitin conjugating enzyme binding. The transcript is spliced from 3 exons. Lineage: Eukaryota; Fungi; Ascomycota; Eurotiomycetes; Onygenales; Onygenaceae. Gene Ontology annotation, biological process: protein monoubiquitination; proteasome-mediated ubiquitin-dependent protein catabolic process; protein autoubiquitination. Bases 1 to 1362 code for a protein of 453 amino acids. Gene Ontology annotation, cellular component: cytosol; ubiquitin ligase complex; nucleus. The record is from RefSeq and is a predicted model, not a curated record.
AUGAAGAAAUUAUCAAAUACACGUGCGUAUUGCGAACUACUGCCAAAUAUUUGUCAAGUCACCAUAUACGUGACACUCCCCCAUUGUUCCUUAACACGAGACUGGGGCGAUGAGAGUCCGGCACUGUGUACCCUUGAAGUUACUCAGGCGCGAGACCAGAUCCUUAUAUCCUCCGAGGGCCAAAAGCAGCUUCUUCGCCUCCCUGCGCGGCUGUCUUUAGCAUCCCUUCGAAUGUCGCCGGUUAUUCUAGAACGAGCCAAUAAGCAAUCCCAUGGGACUUCCAAGCAGGAAGACUUAUUAUUUCGUUUCCCCGUUAAUGAGAUCGAUCGUGAUAUGCAGCCCCCUGGUGUCCGGAUCCCAUGGUCUGCAAAAGAGAUGUCACCAGAAACACGGAUAAGAUGUCGGUUUUGUGGAAAUAUGCUAUUAGCGGCUGAGGGAGCCAAUGAAAUUGAAUGGAAGGACUUGCCAAGUGCCAACUGGGCAGAGUUGAUGGACAUGUGGCAUUGCCAUAAACCCGAUCCCGUAGCUACCGAAGAAAAUAGCAUCGAGUCACCAAACAAAGUUGAUAUACUUGCCCACAGCAUCAGCGCGGACGCAAAGGGAUACGGUAUGUCCAAUCGAACGGUUUGCCAACUCAAUACGGUUUUUGUGGAUGUUAUGAACUUUUAUCUAUCAAACGCAAAUUCCAUCGGAGUAGAGAAUGCAUUUCUUUCUGCAGAUAUACCAAGACCUACAUAUGCCAGUCAGGCAGGGCAACCUGAGGCACGUGUGCAACUACGUUGUACAAGCUGCCGGAGAAUAGUUGGCGAGAGGCAACCGUCGAUUCAUGGAGUUGCCCUAUCGAAGUCCGAUUCUUCAAUAGCGAUGCUAGACGGCUCUGAUGACAAAAAAUUGAUGCCAGGGGAAGUAUGCUCGGUAGAUGAAAUAAUAUCUGCGCAGCUGUUAGAGCAGAUUGAGAGAACUGGCGCUAGACGUUAUAUUAUUCAUCCUGAUGACGGGAAAACUACAAAUAGCGGUUUGUUGAUCUGGGUGUUCAACCCUAACCUCCGCUACUCCUAUCUCGGAAAAAAAGUUACCGCCCAUGAUCGAAAUGGGGCGGAUGGCCUGAUUGUAGUAGAGGCUCAACAAGCGAUCAAGGUGUUUUACAGAUCUAUAUCUGAUAUAUCGACCCUACUUAAUCCGGAAAUUGGAGUCGCAUCCUUGACCUCUUUAGAAGAACUUCCACUCCCGCCACAUAUUUACGAGGAGAUAAAACAGGUAUUAGUUGCAAGAAACGGUCUUCUACCAGAUUGUGCGAAAAUAUUUAAGGAAUGGGAGGUGAGCCUGCUGCAUAUCAGUGGAAAUUGUAGCCUCCCAAAAUAA